AUGAACGAGGAACCAAAGAGCUUUUUGGGGUUGGCAUGUCACGUCGACAAGGCCUUCGCGCAAGGCGAAGAGCCACGAGUCAUUAUCAUCACGCCUGAGUCUGAAGACGGUUCAAAGCUAGAGUACCCGGAGCAUAUUAACGCCAUCCGAAGCGUCCUGAAGGACAGUGUCUUCAAAGACGUGGGUGAAUAUGAUGAUAACCAUGUGAUAGUUGUGGCAUACAACCGCGAACACGGUAAGGAUCAACACGCGAAACCGCCCCAUGAAGGAGGCGACCCAGAAAAGUAUUCAUGGCUGAAUGGCAAGUUCAUGCUACAGUUCGAUCCGCAGCAUGAGCCAGGCAGGGCUGCAUUGGAAUUAUGGGCGGAACAGAGUUCGCAGCCCGUUUUCUCCACUCAAUGGGCAUCCCAUCAGACUCACUCUGGAGCUCAACUGCGAAUACUCAACCCAACCAAGCUGGAACCGCUGUCCAGGCGACCCAACGGGGUCGCCAAAGUCUACGUCUGCAUCGCCGCUACCAUCGCUUACCACACCGUCUCCAACGCCUAG
Messenger RNA from Alternaria arbusti, 549 nucleotides. RefSeq lists its product as uncharacterized. The transcript is spliced from 2 exons. The record is from RefSeq and is a predicted model, not a curated record. Lineage: Eukaryota; Fungi; Ascomycota; Dothideomycetes; Pleosporales; Pleosporaceae. The coding region runs from base 1 to 549 and encodes 182 amino acids.